Molecule: messenger RNA, 5175 nt
Organism: Colletotrichum gloeosporioides
Lineage: Eukaryota; Fungi; Ascomycota; Sordariomycetes; Glomerellales; Glomerellaceae
Product: Telomerase reverse transcriptase
Exons: 14
Coding region: 1-5175 (1724 amino acids)
Biological process (GO): telomere maintenance via telomerase
Cellular component (GO): telomerase catalytic core complex
Molecular function (GO): telomeric repeat DNA binding; telomerase RNA binding
Source: RefSeq, a predicted model, not a curated record
AUGGCACCCAAGAGAAAGGCAGAGCCGCAGCAGCGACCAGUCGAGGGCCGCUCUGAAUCCAAAAGGCUCAAGGCUGACCGAGCCCAAAAUGCCGUCAAGCAGUCGGUCCUUCUACAGUACUACGACAAGGUGCAGAAUCUCCGCGAAUACCUGCUGUCUAGGCUCCCGAGCUCAUCCAGGCUUCGACGCAAGAAGAUUGCCUCCAUUGGACUGUCACGCGCAUCCCUCGCCAAAGAAGCGCUUCCGGCAGAAGCCGACCUGUCAAAACUGCUAGACUCAACGCUGAUUGUAAAUUUUGUCAUUUGGCAGCUCUUCUCCAGCAACCAGUCAGGUGGUUGGCCCAGGCAUCUUCUUUGCGAUGGCUUCCGAAGAUACGCGCAAAACGCCGGCAACCCGCGAGAGCCCAGAAAUGGCGACUGGCCGUCUGGUCUGUACCCGGUUCAUCCCAACCAUUUCGUCCAGACCCUCAAAGCUUCUCCGUGGCCGCAGCUUCUCAUGCUGUUGGGGAAAUCAGGCGAACAAAUCAUGAUCGACCUUCUCAUUGACACGGCCAUUUUCCUCCCUGCGCAAGCGGGUGUAGGGAACAUGUACCAGCUCAGCGGUACGCCAAUGUUCGCUGCAGACACGGCAAGAUGGGAGCCUGCUGCGGCACAGAAGCCUGCAAAGGACUCCAAGCUUGAAUCCGAGAGGCUGCCGUCAGAGCUGCCCUUCAUGAGAAAUCGCAUGCUGUAUGCCCGCGCUGCUCUCACCGGCCGCGGGACUGUUCACUACGGAUUCAGGCAUAUACAUGUUCUCAGCCGUUGCCCAAGGGUGACAGGUUCUGCCCAGGCCGACCCAGAUCAAAAGACGCGGCUGGAUCAAAGAAAUGAGCAGAACACGUUAAAGGUGAUGAUGUACAUCUUUCCUCGUCAGUUUGGACUGCACAACGUCUUCACCUCCAAGGUCGACCAUCUCAAGACCGCCCAGAAGCUCCCUGACUACACCCUGCGUGAAGAGGAGAUCAACUCGCUGUUCAGGGAUCAGAAGAUUCGAACGCCGAAAAGGCUACGGGGAGACGUCAAACGACUGGUCGGGCACUUGCAGUGGCUUCACGGUCGCUGUGCGUACGCCGAACUGCUGCGUCACCACUGCCCGUCUGCGAUCGAUGGCAAGACUCGGAAAUCGGCGCACAAGAAGCCGGCCAAGCCGUCAGGCACGCAGCUCUCGCUCACCAAUACACAGGCGACAGCACCCGCCAGUCGAAGCGCCGUCACGACAAAGCAUCGCCACAAAGCUCGGCAACAGGCCCCUUCGAUACCGGUGAUCAAGUUCGAUGCCGUCACUGAUCUGGCGACGCCGGCACCCCACGUGUCCGCCUUUUGCCGCGCCGUGCUGGCCAGACUCAUACCCAACGAAUUCUGGGGCAGCGGUCCUGAUCAAGCACAUAAUCGUGACUUGAUCUUCAAGAGAGUUGACCACUUUGUCAGACUGAGGAGAUUCGAAAGCAUGACCCUCGAGGAGGUCACAGCCAUGGACUGGCUGGCGCCGCCCAAACUGAAAGGCAUGAAGACCAGCCAGUCGGACAUGAAGAAGCGGCUCGAGAUCCUGCACGAGUUUCUCUACUAUGUUUUUGAUUCCAUUUUGAUACCCCUAUUGCGCAGUAACUUUUACAUUACGGAGUCGAGCUCUCACCGCUAUCGGCUGUUCUUCUUUCGCCAUGACGUCUGGCGUUAUGUGGCCGAACCAGCCAUGGCGACGCUGAGAGCGAAUAUGUUGGAGGAGGUGAGCCUAGGCGAUGCAAACCGCAUCCUUGCGUCGAGGAGACUAGGGUUCAGCCGCAUCAGACUACUCCCAAAGGGCAAAACCAUGAGACCCAUUACAAAUCUGCGGAGGCGGGCAGUUGUCCAAGGGAGAAACGCACUCGGGCCGAGCAUCAACUCCGUCCUGGGUCCCGUCCAUUCUAUGCUCAGGCUAGAAACUGAGCGUAACCCAUCCAAGCUCGGUUCGUCCAUGUUCUCGGUGGGUGACAUUUACACACGGCUCCGUUCAUUCAGCGCAAGCUUUGGCGAGGACAGUCCGACCUUUUACUUUGCAAAAGUGGACGUGCAAUCCGCCUUCGACACCAUCCCUCAAGAUGCCGUCGUUAGGCUCAUGGGAGGCGUCCCAAGCCAAGCGCAGUAUGUCAUCAAAAAGCACCUCGAAGUCAAGGCCGGUCUGGUGGACCCUCGACUCCAAAGGCGCCCUGCUUCGAAGCUUACAAGGCGAUGGCACUCGCUCGCCAGCACCCGAGAUGAUCCAGCCGGCUUUGCGCAGGUCGUCCAAGAGCGCCUCGGCGUAAAGAGAAAGAAUGCCGUGUUUGUGGGUAACAUUUCGCGGAAAGAGCACGCGACAAAGUGCCUCAUGGAGUUGAUGGAGUCGCACAUCCAGCACAACCUCGUCAAGGUCGGCAAGAAGUACUACAGGCAGAAGAAGGGCAUCCCGCAGGGUUCUGUCUUGUCAUCGGCUCUCUGCAACUACUUCUACGCCGACCUCGAAGCAGAGCGUCUUUCUUUCCUUCGCAGCAAGGAUUGUCUGCUUCUAAGGCUCAUUGAUGACUUCCUCCUCAUUUCGACGAGCCAGAGGAAAGCCCGCAAGUUCGUCAAGGUCAUGCACGGUGGUGUUCCCGAGUAUGGCGUGGCAGUCAACCGCAACAAGACGCUAGUCAACUUCGACCUGGAGCUUGACGGCGUAAAGGUGUCCAGGGCACCAGAAUCGGGCCCGUUCCCCUACUGUGGCUUGAGUAUUGACUGCAAAACGCUUGACAUGAUCAGGGACCACGACACGACGAAGGGGGCCGCAGUCUCGAACGCCCUGACUGUCGACUACGGAGUCAAGCCGGGGCAAAACUUCCAGAGAAGGGUCCUGAACGCCUUCAAGAUCCAGUCCCACUGGAUGUUCUACGAUACCCGACACAACACGCUCGAGACCGUCUUCUCCAACCUCCACAAGGCCUUCACGGAGACGGCAGAAAAGAUGCUAGCUUACUGGCGCUGCCUGCCUGCUGCUAAGCGACCCAGAAGCCGCAUGCUCACGCAAACCAUCAACAGGAUCAUCGAUGUGGCAUUUGUGCUCCUCACGGGCAAGGCGAGGAAGGAAAAGCACCCCGGUUACAGCUGCACCUUGGAGAAGACGCACGUUACCUGGCUAGCACUUGAUGCCGUGAGAAAGGCCUUGUUGAAAAGGCAGGCGAACUUUGCACCGGUCCUUGGGUGGAUUGAUGCCGAGUUGGGCAGACUCGACACAGCGAAGACUGCACGGGACGAGCGACGCCCGGCGCUUCGGUCGUGCCUCGAGCACUAUGCGGCAAACAGGGACGCAAUCUUUGACGGGCCUCCGUCGAGGAUCGAUACGCCAUUGAUCAUUGUAGAUUUUGACGACGCCGAGUCAUGGAGCAAAGAAGAGGGGCCGAGGCGGGUGAGCCUGCACAUCAUCCGGAACGUCAUUGGGCUGCGCAGGAAGCUGGCGUGGCCCAGCCCGUCCGAGAUUACGAUGGAAUCGGCGACGCUCGUGAGGGACCCGGCUCUGAGAAUAGUGCUACUGGAACGCUUGAGCCCGACGUCGCUGCUGCUCAACCUCAGCGAAAAGGUCCUGCUGGAGCUGCUGACGUACCAUCAGGUCCCGUCCUGCCUGCUCAACUUCCUCACGAGCGGCGCCGAGUCCUGGAGUUUCGCGAGCAGCAUGCGCUUCGCCGGGUUUCGGGGCACGACGAGCCUGGCCUCUAAACAGGGCAUGGCUGUGGCGAAUCUCGGCCGGAGCGGCUCGCACAUACAGCUCUGCUUCACAAUGUUCAGCAUGCGGAGGUACCCCCUCCACGCGUGGCCCAAGGGCGAAGACCCGAGCAAGACGCCGCGUUGGCAGCCCCACGCGGCGGCGGCGUACGUCCACUUUGACGUCGUCGAAGGCACGGCGGUCUGGCUGCUCACGAGCCCGCGGAGCUACCACCGGGAGAAGGGAAAAGGCACGCAGAAUCUCUUGUGGGAUACGGUCAAGGAGAGGUUCGAGGGGACACUGGAGGGGAUGAGCGCUCUAGGGGUGGCCGACCGGUUCCGGGUCAGUCUGGAUUGCCUCCUUGCUGUUGUCGAAUGGGCUGUGGACGAGCUCUCACCGCAUUUCCAGGAUUUGGAACUGCAUCUAUCGAAACUGACAAAGCCGUACCUGCAUCCCUUUGACGAAGAGGACGACGCGCAGACGGAUGCGAUCCACGAAGUAGAUCUCCGCCGCAUGGCGUUCCUCAUGGAGCAGCGUCACCGCAGCGCCAUGAGGGUCGACAGCAACCUCCGCGUCCUCCAACGCCUCCGAGAAUUUCUCACUGAACAGGUGACCGACGAGCUGGACAGGCUUGAUCUUCGCCACGCCAGCGAGAUGCAGGCGCACUUGGACAAGUUCAAAGGCGAGUUAUCGUCAGCGAUGGAGGAGAUGGAGGAUUUGAUGCAGCGGGCGCAGGCCCUGGACAAGCUGGCCGAGAACCGAGAGGAAUACAUUCAACGGAUGCAGACGCACCAUGCGAACCAGCAGAUGAAGUCGAUCGCCGAGCUGACCGCAGAUGACUCGGCCGCAAUGAAGCAGCUUUCUUUCAUAGCAUUGAUCCUGCUGCCAGUGACUGUCGUAUCGACCGUCCUGAGUACAGACAUUGUAAAGUUUCAGGACCUUCCGAACGAAAACGAAAGCGCUUCUGCCGCCGGGGAGGGUCCUCCCGACGCGCCCGUCCCGGUGUACAGCUUCUCGGUCGCGGCGUUCGGGACCUGGGCCGUCGCGAGCCUGGUCAUGACGGUCGUCACCCUCGCCAUCGUCAAGCCGCUGGGUGCGAGGCGGGGUGCGAACAAGAAGACCAGAUUGCGGCUCCCGCGGCUGUCGAUGCCUUGGAGUCUUGGAGGCGUGGCUCACACGGGCGAGGGGCAGACGACCACGCUAUCCGAGCCAAGCCCGGCUGCACGCUCGAUCCACACGGCGCCGGCAGUGGGCAAGACGGCAUCACAGUGUCCAGAAACUCCGGUAGGGGGCUUGGGGGGCCCUGUGGCGGUGGCAGACGAGGAGGGCAAGAGAGACGACGUCGACGGCGGCGGCGGCGGGGACUGGUUUACCCCGUUGAACCAUAAAAGACAAAAGGAAGCACCGUUGUCCGAACGUUUGAUGGUGGUGGGCAGAGAAACCGGUUGA